Molecule: messenger RNA, 630 nt
Organism: Malassezia sympodialis ATCC 42132
Lineage: Eukaryota; Fungi; Basidiomycota; Malasseziomycetes; Malasseziales; Malasseziaceae
Source: the annotation of a RefSeq genome assembly
AUGCGUCCGCGGACGCUUCCUGCGGAUGGCUCGGAGGCCGAGGCGUCCACGUCGAGCCCGGGCGUGCUACAUGUGGCGGACCUGUGUGGCCCGAGCGUCGUGCCGCAGCGGCGGCGUGCGUCGGACGACGACAGCUCACAAGCGGACGAGCCGGAGACGACGGGGCGGCGCAAGCGGCAUAUUCUCUCCGAGCAGCGGCGGCGCAACCAGAUCCGGGAAGGCUUCAAGAACCUCUCCGACCUCCUUGAUGUGGGGCGCGCGUACGGCGCACGCGCGCUGGGGCUCAAUGCGGGCGCUGGGAUGGGCGUCGAGGACGAAGAGCUCGACGACCGCACCGACACCGAGGAGGAUCUCAUCCUGGGCUGUGACGAGGAGGAGGUGCAGCGGCGCAAGCGCAAUGCUCAGCGGCGCGCGCGCAGUCGCGCCGUCCAAGGCAAGCAGAACCGCGGGCGCGGGCGCGGGCGCGGAGGCAGCGCGGGCGGCGCCGGAAGCAAAUCGGCGGUGCUGUUCCAGGUGAUCGACCUGCUCGACUGGCUCGAGGGGCGCAACGCGGCCCUGGCGCAGGAGAUUGCGCAUCUGGAAGCGCACGCCGAGGCGGGCAUGGCGUACGGUGCGUAUCGGUCGCAGUAG